Messenger RNA from Alternaria rosae, 4843 nucleotides. RefSeq names its product P-loop containing nucleoside triphosphate hydrolase protein. The transcript is spliced from 9 exons. Gene Ontology annotation, biological process: nucleosome organization; regulation of transcription by RNA polymerase II. The record is from RefSeq and is a predicted model, not a curated record. Gene Ontology annotation, molecular function: ATP binding; chromatin binding; histone binding. Gene Ontology annotation, cellular component: nucleus; chromatin. Bases 54 to 4820 code for a protein of 1588 amino acids. Lineage: Eukaryota; Fungi; Ascomycota; Dothideomycetes; Pleosporales; Pleosporaceae.
CCUCACCCUACCCCCAACCCCCACCCGACUCUAAAACCGAGGGUAUCUUGACCAUGGACUCCGCGUCCAUCAUGAUGCCCUCUUCACCGGGCCAUGUCGCCUCGUUACCAUACACAAACGGCCAUUUGUCGCCUCUCGCAGCCCAUAUGACGACCGUCGAUAGCUCCUCCCAACACAGCGACAACGACCAAUCCGACACGCAAGAGGCUGCCGCGGUCGACGAAGCCUCCGAUGUCGACGCGCCGGGCGAGGAGUACGACGAAGACGAUGAGGUAGCCGCUGCUUCAGACUCGUCUGAGGAUGUCGAUGCAGAGGGCGAGCCAGACGGCGACUACGACUCUGAGUCACCGCCGUCUGAACAGGCAGAGAGCGACCGCGCCCGCAGUUCAUCAGAAGAGUCAAGGCGGCCACCGAAGCGGAAGGCUAGCGAUGAGAAGGAGGACUACAUCGAACAGAACCCGGAGCUAUAUGGUCUGCGUCGCAGCGGUCGUGCCCGCCCUAGUCGUCGCGUCGUCGAUAGUGAUGAUGAAGAUGAUGAAGACUACAGUUCUGAUCAGCCCCGCAAGCGACAGAGGACAGCCUCGCGGAAGACCUCAAACCAAGCCACACCAGUCUAUCGCUCAGCCGGCUCCGACUCCGAGUCGGAUGGCUACGUUGGCGCCCGUCGCAACAUCCCUACCAAGAAGCAACGCCAACGUCAGCAUGCCGUUGCCGCAGGCCGCGAGCCCCCAUCACAAGCCGAGGUCCGAUUCUCUGCACGUCGCACUGCCCAAGUCGCCAACUACAAUGAGGAAGAAGACGAGGACGAGUUCGUGGAAGAGGACGAUGAAAUGACCCCCAACUACUGGGCGACCGCGCCUGAAGACGCUGGCCCCAUCAUCGACAAGAUCCUCGACCACCGGCCGAAGGAUGGACUAGAAAUGGAUCCGUCGUUCGACAAGCGAGACUUCGAAUACUUGGUUAAAUGGCAAGACAAGGCACACUACCACUCCACGUGGGAAGACUACAAGACGGCAGCUUCGUACAAGGGCUACCGUAAGCUGGACAACUACUACAAGGGCCCUGUCCAGAACGACAUGUAUGUCUACAGCCGCAAGAACGCCGACCCGGAAGAGUACGAGCAGCACAUGGUUGCACGCGAAGCCGAGCGCGAGAGUCAGCUCGACUUCCACGUCGUGGAGCGUGUGAUCGACUCGCGAGACGGCGAAGACGAGACAGAGUAUUUUGUCAAGUGGAAGGGAUUGACUUACGAGUUCUGUACCUGGGAACCCGCGUCGCUCGUCAGCCGGUUAUCGCAAUCCGAGAUUGACCGAUUCCUCGACCGCUCAUCGAACCGGCCCUCCUCCGAUGCCCGCGAGGCGAAUCCGAACACUCGCAGGAAGUUCGUCAAGUUGGACACCCAGCCUGACUACAUCAAGUUUGGCCAGCUGAGGUCCUUCCAACUUCAGGGUGUCAACUUUCUUGCGCACAACUGGUGUCGUGGCACAAACGUCAUCCUUGCCGAUGAGAUGGGUCUGGGAAAGACAGUGCAGACGGUGUCCUUCAUCAACUGGCUGAGGCAUGAUCGGAGGCAAGACGGCCCCAUGAUCUGUGUCGUGCCAUUGUCGACCAUGCCUGCCUGGGCAGACACAUUCAACAACUGGACACCGGAUGUCAACUACGUUAUCUACACCGGUAGAGAAGAAGCCCGCAGCAUCAUCCGAGAGAAGGAGCUGCUGGUUGACGGCAACACCAAGAAGAUCAAGUUCAACGUGCUCCUCACUACAUACGAAUACGUUCUUGCCGACUGGCAAUUUCUGCAGAGCAUUAGCUGGCAAUUCCUCGCUGUCGAUGAGGCGCACCGACUGAAGAACCGCGAGUCGCAGCUGUACGAUAGGCUGCGACAGUUCAAGGCACCAUGUCGACUUCUAAUCACUGGUACCCCCAUCCAAAAUACACUUGGAGAGUUGGCUGCCCUGAUGGACUUCCUCAUGCCGGGAAAGAUCCAGGUUGAUGAGAACGUCGAUCUUGCUUCGGAAGACGCCAGCCACAAGCUUGCCGAACUCAGCUCAGCAAUUCAGCCAUACAUGAUUCGCCGCACCAAGGAGAAGGUGGAGAACGAUCUACCUCCCAAGUCUGAGAAAAUUCUCCGUGUCGAGUUGUCCGACAUUCAGCUUGAGUACUACAAGAACAUCCUCACGCGCAAUUACGAGGCUCUGAACGAGGGUGGCGUAGGCCACAAGCAGUCUCUAUUGAACAUUGUCAUGGAGCUCAAGAAGGCGAGUAACCAUGCUCUGCUCUUCCCCAACGCUGAGAACAAGCUUGUAAAGCCUGGUGCGACAAAGGACGAGACCCUGAAGGCCCUCAUCACCUCCAGUGGUAAGAUGAUGUUACUGGACCGACUGCUUGGAAAGCUCAAGGCCGACGGUCACCGUGUACUCAUCUUCAGUCAGAUGGUCCACAUGUUGGACAUCUUGACCGACUACCUGAAGUUGCGAAACUACCCCUUCCAACGUCUGGAUGGAACUGUUCCCGCAGCAGAGAGGAAGAUUGCCAUUGACCACUUCAACUCUCCCGGCAGCGAGGACUACUGCUUCCUUCUGUCGACUAGGGCUGGUGGUCUCGGUAUCAACCUGAUGACUGCUGACACUGUUGUUAUCUUCGACUCAGAUUGGAACCCUCAGGCUGAUUUGCAAGCCAUGGCCCGAGCUCAUCGUAUCGGCCAGCAGAAGCCCGUGAGCGUCUACCGUCUUGUCUCCAAAGACACCAUCGAAGAGGAGAUUCUGGAGCGCGCUCGUAACAAGCGCAUGCUGGAGUUCAUCACAAUCCAGCGUGGUGUCACCGAUCGUCAACAGAAGGAGCUCAACGAUAAGAUGAGCCGUGCUGCAGCAGAGCCCAACUCCGCCGACGACAUUAACAACAUCCUCAAGCGCCGCGGACAGAAGAUGUUCGAGCAGUCUGGCAACCAGAAGAAGCUGGAAGAGCUCGACAUUGACUCAGUCCUGGAGAACGCUGAGGAGCACAAGACUGAGCAGGCUGCCGGUCUUACAUCUGAUGGUGGCGAAGAGUUCCUCAAGAACUUUGAGUACACAGAUGUCAAGAUCGACCUUGAAUGGGACGACAUUAUUCCAAAAGAAGAGCUGGAGGCGGUCAAGGCCGAUAUCCAGCAGCGGAAAGAUGAAGAAGAGACCCAGAAGCUUCUCGAGGAAAGCGCACCCCGGAAGCGGAAAGCAGCCUCAGCCAGCGCACGGGAGCAGCGAGCGGCCAAGAAGCGAGCACUUGAGGCUACCAACGUUGAAGCCGAUGACGACGAGCAAUCGGAGCCAGACGACAACGUCAAGCGCGACCCCAAGCGGCCUCUCAACACGAAGGAGGCUCGUAACCUCAUCGGCGCCUAUUGUCGAUACGGUUCGCUCGAGGAGCGUGGCGAAGAGAUGCUCCGCGCAGCCAGGCUUGUUGGUCGCGACAUGGAGGUCGUCAAAGCCACCCUUGAUGAGAUCGUCUCCAUGAGCAUGCAACUCGUCAAGGAUGAGCAGACUAGACUCAAGAACCUGGAGGCCGAGACCAAGCGCCCAAUCACGAAGAAGGAUAAGAAGGCUGUUCUUUUCGACUUCGGCAAGGUCAAGAAGGUCAAUGCAGAGACUAUCCUGGAGCGACCUAUCGAGAUGCGCGUUCUCAAGGAAGCAGUUGCGGCAACUCCCGAGUGGCGCAACUUCCGCGUACCUGACGCCAUCAAGCCUGCAAGCUACUCCUGUCCCUGGGGCGCACGCGAAGAUGGUAUGCUUUGCAUUGGCAUCCAACGCCACGGGUACGGUGCAUGGAUUCCCAUCCGUGACGAUCCAGAGCUUGGUCUUACCGACAAGUUCUAUCUCGAAGAGCAUCGUGUCGAUAAGAAGGAAGAGCGCACGAAGACUGAAGAGAAGAACGCCAAGUCUCCUGGCGCUGUGCAUCUAGUCCGUCGCGCGAACUACCUCCUCACCGUGCUCAAAGACAAGAGCACAACGGAUCCCAAUGUUAAGCGCUUGAUGGAGAACCAUCACCGCAACAACAAGAAGCAUCAGCUUAACAUUGCGCGCCGGACAGACAAGGGAGUCUCUGCCAGCCCCGCUCCAGCUGGCUUAGCACGUAAGAUGCAAGGACGGGAUUUAGAGCGUCCUUCGCAUCGGGCAAACAGCAGCAGCGACAUUCGACGUCCUGAUAGCCGGACUGAAGGCCGCCAUCACGAUAGGAAACGUGAUGACCGCCCUAGAAACAGCGACCAGUACAGGCCCUCGGACUCCCACCGCAAGGACCACCGCAAUGACCGCGACAGCGUUGAUCGUCGUGCCCACCCCUCUGAUCGGAACGGCACGCCAGAGAACCGCCGAAAGAUCAGUGGCGACAUUGAUAGGCCGCGUAUUAAGGAUGAUCGGCCUCGCCUUUCUGAGGACCGCCCACGCUCUCAUAGCCAGAGCCAAGUGCCUGACCGCAGCGUGGAAACACCCAAGCCCAAGGAGAAGAAGUCAGACGACUUCCUUGAGCGUAAGCUCCGGCCUGUGCGCGACAAUCUCAGCCGCCUUAAAAAGGCGACGCCGAAGAACUACCCGCAGAAGGAAGCGAUGCUCAGGAUCCUUAAGACAGAGCUGAUCGCUAUCGGUAACUUCAUCCGUGCAGAGACCAAAAACAAUCAGGAGCUCGAGGAUCGUCUAUGGACUUUCACCAUCAACCACCACUGGCCUCGGCCCGGUGUGACUGUCGCAGCGGUCAAGGGCAUGUACAGCAAGAUGGUGAGCUCUGAAAAGCCAGCUGCGGCUGCGGCUCCGGUUCCGGCUCCGACGAACGGCCAAAACAACGGCGCCUGAGCACUUCUCCACGUACACACACA